UUAAAUCAUCUAAAUUGAAGUCUCAAAAUAAGUCAUCAAAUAAAAAACAAUUCAAUCUGUAUUUGAUUAAUCUGGUUAAUGGCUAUCUCUUCUGAUAGCCGAGUUUACAGCUGCAACAGCUGCUGGAAUCCUGUUGCCUCUAAAGAAGACCUUAUUUCUAAGGCUUAUGUGGCAUUAUCUGGACAAGCCUUCAUGUUUAGUAACGCAAUGAAUAUGAAGGUGGGCAACAAGAUUGAGAAGCAACUAAUGACUGGGAAAUUCACAGUGGCUGAUAUAUAUUGCAUCAAAUGUGGGCAGCUUUUGGGCUGGAAAUAUUUCCGAGCCCAUGACCCAAGACAGUCAUACAAGGAAGGCAACUACGUACUCGAACGUGCUAAGCUACUCAAAGGAAACUAAACCAAAUUAAGCUUUAUAAGUUCCUACUCCGAUCUUUGAUCCGUCCCUUAAUAUUUGUCUCAUUUAGCGUAUUCCUAUAACAUGUGCGAAUUAUUAAAAAAAAGUUGUAUAAAAACGUAUAUGAGACAAAAAUUAAAGAUCAGGGUACUAUUAUUUUUUGAA
Messenger RNA from Spinacia oleracea (spinach), 558 nucleotides. Its product is annotated as protein yippee-like At4g27740. Lineage: Eukaryota; Viridiplantae; Streptophyta; Magnoliopsida; Caryophyllales; Amaranthaceae. The coding region runs from base 79 to 396 and encodes 105 amino acids. The record is from RefSeq and is a predicted model, not a curated record. The transcript has 2 exons.